Molecule: messenger RNA, 1284 nt
Organism: Penicillium waksmanii
Lineage: Eukaryota; Fungi; Ascomycota; Eurotiomycetes; Eurotiales; Aspergillaceae
Product: Amino acid transporter transmembrane
Exons: 3
Coding region: 1-1284 (427 amino acids)
Biological process (GO): amino acid transmembrane transport
Cellular component (GO): vacuolar membrane
Molecular function (GO): amino acid transmembrane transporter activity
Source: RefSeq, a predicted model, not a curated record
AUGGAGGUUAAUACCGCACCGCCCGUUUACCAGAACGACAAGAUUGUAGAGAGAAAGGAAGAGUCUCUUUACGAGGAGGAAGGUCAGCUUAAGCCUGGUGAAGUCCAAGAUGCCUUUGGUAACGAGGAAAAUGCCGAGAUCAAGUACAAAACAUUGAAGUGGUGGCAAUGUGGUCUGCUCAUGAUAUGCGAGUCAGUGUCGCUGGGUGUGCUCUCACUACCCUCUGCUAUGGCAAUACUGGGCAUAGUCCCCGGCGUUAUCUUGAUCAUUGGUCUUGGGCUUCUCGCAACCUACACUGGCUAUAACAUUGGCCUAUUUCGAGAACGGUACCCACACAUUCAGAACCUAGGUGAUGCCGGAGAGAUAUUACUUGGCAAGUUCGGUCGCGAGCUCUUCGGUACUGGUCAAUUUCUCUUCUGUCUCUUCAUUAUGGGAAGCCAUAUCCUCACCUUCCGUAUUAUGAUGAAUACUGUCACCAACCACGCCACCUGCUCUAUACUAUUUAGUAUAAUUGGCAUGGUCAUUUCUAUCGUCCUCUGCCUGCCACCCCCCCCUGGUACUAUUAUCCAGGCCACCACAGAGACAACCCUCUACACAGGCUUCCAAGCCGUCUCAAAUAUCGUUUUCGCCUACUGCGCCCACGUCGCCUUCUUCGGUCUAAUCGCGGAGAUGGAAACACCCCAAAACUUCAAAAAGUCUCUCUUCAUGCUCCAAGGCUUUGAGAUUUGCCUCUAUCUCACCGUCGCCAUCGUCGUCUACUUCUACAUCGGAACCGAAGUGACAUCCCCGGCCUUCAACUCCGCCGGCCCACUAAUGAGCAAAAUAGCCUUCGGAAUCGCCAUCCCAACAAUAAUCGGCGCCGGCGUCGUCAAUGGCCACAUCGGUCUCAAAUAUAUCUACUUCCGCAUCUGCACGAACAUGAAGUCCGAUCUCCUUCACCAGCGUAAUAAGCGCUCUGUCGGUCUUUGGGUCGGUCUCGGUAUCUCUUGUUGGACUGUUGCGUGGAUUAUUGCCGAAGCUAUCCCCGUCUUCAGUGAUUUGAAUGGAUUGAUUAGCGCUCUCUUUGCUAGUUGGUUUAGUUAUGGUCUCUCGGGUGUUUAUUGGUUGCAUCUUAAUUAUGGUCAGUGGACUGCUUCGCCGAGGAAGAUUGCUCUUAUGGUUUUGAAUAUGGCUAUCGCUUGCUUUGGUCUUAUUCUUUGUGUGCUUGGGCUGUAUGCUUCUGGUACGGCUAUUAGUGCCAAUUCCAAUAGCAACAGCUUUACCUGCAAGAAUACUGAUACUUAG